GACUCGCUGCCGUAUGACUUCAGUCGCCUUCAUUAACGAUUCCACAAAGUAAAGGGACACUGAGUACACUUACCUCUAGUGUGCGAAACACUACAAGUAUAUCAGUGUGCACUCAAAUCAAUCUCUCUCUCUCUCUCUAAAGGCAAGACAGACCCCCGCGCAAAAAGACAUACAGGAAGAACAUCCAUUCUGACCCUGACCUCUGCUUUCCAUCCAGUCCACAUGACUGAGCCACGCAGCAACGCUGAACAGCAGACCAACACCUGUGUUCUCAGUUAAAACAAGAUGUCAUCAGCCAAUGAGAAUGGAGUCAGCGGGUCUAGCAAUAACAGUAGAGAGAAAACAUACAAAAAGACUACUUCAUCUGCCCUAAAAGGAGCUAUCCAGCUUGGCAUUGGUUACACCGUGGGGAAUCUGACCUCAAAACCUGACCGAGAUGUUCUCAUGCAGGACUUCUAUGUGGUGGAGAGUGUGUUUUUACCCAGUGAGGGGAGCAACCUGACUCCAGCGCACCAUUAUCCAGACUUCCGUUUCAAGACGUACGCACCACUGGCUUUUCGCUACUUCCGGGAGCUGUUCGGGAUCAAGCCAGAUGAUUACUUGUAUUCCAUUUGUAAAGAGCCCCUGAUUGAGUUGUCUAAUCCGGGCGCCAGCAGCUCCCUCUUCUACCUGACCAGCGAUGAUGAAUUCAUCAUCAAAACCGUCCAGCACAAGGAGGCAGAGUUCCUGCAAAAACUGCUUCCAGGAUACUACAUGAGAAAAAACAGCAACGGUACAGUGGCCAAAGACAAGGUAUAUUCAUCAGGAGGAUUUUGGCAGUGGUCCUUGUCAGAUUGUGGUAAGUUAAAUGUUGUGUUGUAUAUCAUGCAGGUGCUGGAGAGUUUUAAGAUCAUGGACUACAGUCUGCUGUUGGGGGUGCACGUUCUGGACCAGAGUCACAGAGAAGGAGACGUCAACAUUGUGGAUGGGAAGAGGACCGUGGGACAGAAAGUUCUUUACUCCACUGCCAUGGAGUCUAUUCAGGGAGACGGAAAGGCAGCAGAGGCUUUGACCACAGACGACACAAUGGGAGGCAUUCCUGCAAAAACACACAGGGAUGAGAAACUACUCAUUUUUCUAGGCAUUAUUGACAUCUUGCAGUCUUACAGAUUUAUUAAGAAGCUGGAGCACUCCUGGAAGGCACUCGUCUAUGAUGGUGAUACGGUGUCUGUGCACAGACCGAGUUUCUAUGCAAACAGAUUUCUCAAGUUCAUGAGCUCCAGAGUAUUCAGAAAGAUUCAGCGUAAGUCAACAACACAAUUUAGUAUCUUUGUCAUGCACUGUACAUUUAUUCCUCCCAGUCACCUCAUGUGGUUGUUAUUGUCAUCUCAUACUACAGUGUUCUGGUCCUAUAACCGUCCUGACCUGGUCCCUCAGACUCCUUACCCGUAUGAAGUCUCUUCCUUGAGCCACACCCUCUCCCCGCCCUCUAUUUACGUCACAGAUCGGUACCGGGAGGCCAAAUCAAAUGAAAGAUGUGCCUGCUCAACUUUUACAUUGGAGGACAGCGCCAUCUGUCUGACAUCGGAGCAAAGCACCAUGGACAUAGACAGAGAUGAGGACUCAGUGCUGGAUGUCUACUUUUAAGGAGCAAAACGAGAUGAUCUUUCAUCUCUACCUUCUCCAUCACCUGCCACACAGUAGUCCUCUGGAUCCUCAUGUGCCGAGAGCGCCACCUGCUGCCAAAAAAUAAAACAUCCGCCAAUACAACAUCUACAAACAUACUGGAACUGUAUCUGUACAUUAGAAUCACAGUGCUAAAUAUUUCCCUGGACUGGUCGGAGGGAAUAUGGCUACAAGAUUUCAGAUUCAUGGACAUCCAUAACCAAAUGCUGAUGUAGCCCUUACAUUACAGGCAGCUCUGGCAUCAGACCGAUGUCACGUCACGUCAUUCAUUGUUUUGGAAACAUGCAAUAAUUACGCUCCUUUAAUAUGCAAAGAUAGUUUCUAACAACUAUCUUCUUUACCUCCUAAUGGAUCUAGUGUUUAGUGACCUAGAAUGCAGUGCUUGGCGAUUCAAACUCUAGGUAACAGAGCUGUUCAGAUAUUUGUAAAUGUGCAAUCUUCAUACAUUAUACAAGUGUGUGUUAUCGUAGUUCUCCUCACUGGAGUAAUAAUCCUGAUGUUUUAUUUCCAAACAAACACAGUUUCUAGGAAACAACAGAUGUGUGACUUUAGUUCUCAGACAUCUCUUAUGAUCACAAAUGUGUCAUGUACUGUAGAUGUAGGAGUGUCUUUCACAGUGUAACUUCAGUCAUGCUCAGAUUUAUGCUGGUACAUCAGCUCCUGAUAAUCAAGAGUGGAAUUCCCAUCAGCAGUGUGCAUUAUUUACAUAUAUACAGAUGCCAGAAUAUUUUUAUGUUCUAAAAUGCAGAUGAGAAGUCAGUCUUUCAUGUGGGGAUGGGUGAGUUUCAUACACGUUUAUACAUUCUCUCAGGAGUUCCUUUUCCUAGAAGCGUCCAAAUGAUUGCUUUAUGUUAGAUGCUAGUGCGCUUCUGAUUUUUAAAUGCCAUGUCAGAACUGUCUUUUGAAUAUUAUUAUUGCACCUUUGUUUGUGUUGAG
Sinocyclocheilus anshuiensis is the source of this 2601-nucleotide messenger RNA. Its product is annotated as phosphatidylinositol 4-phosphate 5-kinase type-1 beta-like. The coding region runs from base 286 to 1626 and encodes 446 amino acids. NCBI's taxonomy places the organism in Eukaryota, Metazoa, Chordata, Actinopteri, Cypriniformes, Cyprinidae. Gene Ontology annotation, cellular component: plasma membrane. Gene Ontology annotation, molecular function: 1-phosphatidylinositol-4-phosphate 5-kinase activity. Gene Ontology annotation, biological process: phosphatidylinositol phosphate biosynthetic process. The transcript is spliced from 13 exons. The record is from RefSeq and is a predicted model, not a curated record.